AUGGCCGCAUUGCCCUGGUAUCGGAAGCAGACAGGUUUCACACUUGCUGAGAAGAGCAGGAGAGGGCAGGCUGCAGACCCAGCUCGGCACCUGUGGAGCGGCCUCAUGUUUUUCCACCCCGAGACUCACUCGCCUUCAAGAACAGAUGCCCACCUUCCUGAUUCCCCUGAGAAGAUCUCUCUGGGGCUCAAGGCUUCAAGGCCUUUGUUAAUCUUGGUGUUUUCGAUCAUAAGAAGAAGAUUCUGGGAUUAUGGCCGCAUUGCCCUGGUAUCGGAAGCAGACAGAUUACAGAGAUUGUCAUCAACUUCCUCCUCGGGGAAGCAAGACUUGGAAAGUGAACUGGGAUGCUGCCCCUGGCUGAUGGCCAUCUUCCGUCUACACGAUGACCAGAUCCUGGAGAGGUGUGGAGAGGAUGCCAUCCACUACCUGUCCUUCCAGAGGCACCUCAUCUUCCUGCUGGUGGCAGUCAGUGCCUUGUCCCUGUGCAUUAUCCUGCCCGUGAACCUCUCGGGAGACCUGCUAGACAAAGACCCCUACAGUUUUGGAAGGACAACCAUAGCAAACCUGGAGACCCACAAUGACCUGCUCUGGCUGCAUGCUGUCUUUGCUGUCAUCUACCUCUCCCUCACUGUGGGCUUCAUGCGGCACCACACCCAGUCCAUCAAGUACACAGAGGAGACCCUGGUUAGACGGACUCUGUUUAUCACUGGAAUCCCAAAAAGUGCCAAGAAAGAAGCCUUAGAGAGCUACUUCCAGGACGCAUACCCAACAUGUGAGGUGGCUGACGUCCAGCUGUGCUAUGAUGUGGCCAAGCUGAUCUACCUGUGCGGGGAGAGAAAGAAGACUGAGAAGAGCCUGGCCUACUACACGAGCCUGCAGGAGAGGACUGGCCAGCCAACCUUCAUCAACUCCAAGCCUUGCGGCCAGUUCUGCUGCUGUGAAGUGUGGGGCUGUGAGCAGGAGGACACCAUCGCCUACUACACUCGCCUAUACAACCAGCUGCUAGAGAGGAUCACUGAGGAGGAGUGCCAGGUCCAGGACCAGCCCCUGGGAAUGGCAUUUGUCACCUUCCGAGAGAAGUCCAUGGCCACCUACAUGGCCUCAGGGAAGUCUGGGGCCCUGGCAGUGCUAUCGGACCUGACCACCUCAGCCACAGAACUGCUAGUGCUGUGGACAGAAACCUCUGGACCAUGUCCCCUCUGCAGGAAGAACCUCUCUCUCCAGGGCCUCCGCUGGUGGCUGCAGUGGCUCAGCAUCAACUUCACCCUCUUCGUGGUGCUCUUCUUCCUGACCACACCCUCCAUCAUCAUAUCGACCAUGGACAAGUUCAAUGUCACCAAGCCCAUCCACGCGCUGAACAACCCAGUCAUCAGCCAGUUCUUCCCAACCCUCCUCCUCUGGUCCUUCUCGGCCCUGCUCCCCACCAUAGUCUACUACUCAACGCUGCUGGAGUCUCACUGGACCAAGUCGGGGGAAAACUGGAACAUGAUGACCAAGGUCUACAUAUUCUUGAUCUUCAUGGUGCUGAUCCUGCCCUCCCUUGGCCUCACCAGCCUGGAUUUUUUCUUCCGGUGGCUCUUUGACAACACUUCCUCGGCGGGCUCUAUAAGGUUGGAGUGUGUCUUCCUGCCGGACCAGGGAGCCUUCUUCGUGAACUACGUGAUCGCCUCAGCUUUCAUCGGCAGUGGCAUGGAGCUGCUGCGACUGCCGGGCCUCAUCCUCUACACCUUCCGCAUGGUCAUGGCCAGGACAGCUGCUGACCGCAGGAACAUCAAGCAGAACCAGGCCUACGAGUUCGAGUUUGGAGCCAUGUACGCCUGGAUGCUAUGCGUCUUCACAGUCAUCAUGGCCUACAGCAUCACCUGCCCCAUUAUCGUGCCGUUCGGCCUCAUCUACAUCCUGCUCAAGCACAUGGUGGACCGGCACAACCUCUACUUUGUCUAUCUCCCGGCCAAGCUGGAGAAGAGGCUGCACUUCGCUGCCGUGAACCAGGCCUUGGCUGCGCCCAUCCUCUGCCUCUUCUGGCUCUUCUUUUUCUCCUUUCUGCGCCUGGGUCUGCAGGCCCCUGCCACCCUGUUCACCCUCCUGGCUGUGCUGCUCACCAUCGUGGUCUGCCUGGCGUAUACCUGCUUUGGCUGCUUCCGGCACCUCAGCCCUCUCUACUACAAGACAGAAGAAUCUGCAAGCCAGGAAGGAAGUGAGGCAGAGGCCCAGGAGCCUCCACCACUCACACCCUAUGUGCCCCGGAUCCUGAGUGGUCUGGCCUCGGAGAAGACAGCCCUGUCCUUACAGCACCAGCAGACCUAUGGCACCAUCAGUGAUGUCAGUGGGAUCCUCCCUGACCAGGACAUAGCCUCUGGCCCACAAGACAGUGUGGUUUCUGCCACCAUCUCUGCAGGCCACCUGUGAAGUGGCUGUCUGCAGAACAGACCUGACUUGGCCCUGGAGAGGGGCUGGCCUGCCAGUGGGGCUAUGGUGGAACUGGAACCCCCACUGACCCCCACCCCAGCUCUAAGGCUGAGAAAGUCCCCAGAGUCUGUAUCCAAGAUCAUAUGUUGCAAGUUGUCUCCCAGGUUGGCCCUAUAGACAAUAUUCAUCAUGGGGAGAAAUGUGACAAGGGGAAGACCAAGUGUCUACCUACAGCAGAGCUCAGCACCCACCCAGUCCCACCACAAGCCUGUGUCCUGUUUUCCCAAGGUUUCUGUGGCAGGACCCAGGUACCCUGUCACAGACAG
Fukomys damarensis (Damara mole-rat) is the source of this 2735-nucleotide messenger RNA. RefSeq names its product transmembrane protein 63A (gene Tmem63a). Lineage: Eukaryota; Metazoa; Chordata; Mammalia; Rodentia; Bathyergidae. The coding region runs from base 1 to 2409 and encodes 802 amino acids. The record is from RefSeq and is a predicted model, not a curated record. The transcript has 23 exons. Gene Ontology annotation, molecular function: calcium-activated cation channel activity. Gene Ontology annotation, cellular component: plasma membrane.